Molecule: messenger RNA, 1749 nt
Organism: Penicillium brevicompactum
Lineage: Eukaryota; Fungi; Ascomycota; Eurotiomycetes; Eurotiales; Aspergillaceae
Product: putative MFS peptide transporter
Exons: 4
Coding region: 1-1749 (582 amino acids)
Biological process (GO): transmembrane transport
Cellular component (GO): membrane
Molecular function (GO): dipeptide transmembrane transporter activity
Source: RefSeq, a predicted model, not a curated record
AUGGCGGCUACCUAUUCGGCGAAUGAGAAUAGUCACGGGGACAUCGCGGUAUCACCACUCAGUACUUCUGAUGGCUCCAAAGAGCUUUCAGAGAAUGGAGCAGAUGCGGAUUCCCAGUACCCACCUCCAACUGAGGAGGAAAAUCAAACUCUUCGAAAAGUUGCUGGAUCGCUGCCUCUUGUUUCGUUCGCAUUGUGCCUAGUCGAAUUUGCCGAACGUGCUUCCUAUUAUGGAGCAAAGACCGUUUUCAGCAACUUCAUUCAGUUUCCACUCCCCGAAGGUGGUAAUGGAGCUGGUGCACCUCCUCGCGGAACCCAGAAAACAGCUGGCGCUCUAGGAAUGGGUCUCCAAGCGUCAUCUGGGUUGACACUGCUAUUCCUGUUCCUCUCAUACGUCAUUCCAAUCUUUGGGGGUUGGUGGGCCGACGUUCAUAUCGGCCGAUAUAAAGCCAUCGUCGUGGGCGUGCUAAUCUGUGGAGUUGCCCACAUCAUCCAAGUAUUCGGCGCCAUCCCCUCUGUUCUACAGAGAGGCACAUCCAAUGCAGCACCCCCAUUCAUCAUCGGGCUGCUCCUUUUGUCUUUUGGCGCUGGGAUCUUCAAGCCCAACGUAUCACCCCUUGUGCUUGACCAAAACCCCACCAACAAGGCCUAUACCAAAACGCUCAAGUCUGGCGAAAAGGUGAUCGUCGACCCGGAAGCCACAUCGAACAGAAUUAUGUUGAUCUUCUAUGGCUUCGUCAAUGUGGGCGCUUUCUUCAUGCUUGCAACUACGUACUCCGAAAAGUACGUCGGAUUUUGGCUUUCGUUCCUCUUGGCAGGCGCUAUAUAUCUCUUGCUGCCUCUUCUGCUUGCAGUAAUGUACAAGAGAACAUAUAAGAAGCCACCAUCUGGAAGUUCUGAGAUCUCGCAGGCUUUCAAAAUAAUUGUCGCAGCGCUUCGACAGAACAGUUUCCGGUUCUGGCGCAAGAACUUCUGGGAAGCGGUAAAGCCCGCAACCCUCCAGCAAAAGGGUAUCACCGUGAGCUGGACAGAAAAAGAUGUGAAAAGCGUUGCUCGGACAGUGGCCGCUUGUGACAUCUUUUGGUUCUACCCGAUCUGGAACCUCAACGAUGGUGGUAUCGGGUCCAUCACCACAAACCAAGGUGCAUCCAUGGUCACCAAUGGUGCACCGAACGACGUGCUCUCCAACUUCAACGCAUUGACCAUCAUAUGUUUCGUCCCAGUCCUGACAUUCGUAAUCUAUCCCGCAUUACGUCGCUACCGCAUUCACUUCGGCCCAAUCAGCCGUAUCACAUUCGGCUUUUUCCUAGCGACCCUCGCGGGUCUCGCUGGUGCUCUUGUGCAAUGGCGCGUCUAUGCAACCUCGCCAUGUGGAAGUUUGGCUUCAACUUGUGAUACUGUCGCCCCGAUCAGCAUCUGGUGGCAGCUUCCUAACACUAUCCUGAGUGCCCUGAGCGAAUGUUUCUGCAAUGUCACGGCAUAUGAGCUUGCAUAUGCACGCUCUCCGGAUGGAAUGAAGGGUGUAGUUGUGGCCUUCUUCCUCUUCAUGAACGCUUUGUCGAGCGCCAUCGGUGAAAUCAUGCUUCCGGCGACUACUGAUCCGUGGCUGGUCUGGGUCUGGGGUGCGCCGGCGGUGGCGCUUGCUUUGCAGAGCAUCGUGUUUUGGUUUAGGUUCAAACACUUGAACCAUGAGACCUGGACACAGGAAGAAAUUACUACAACUGUUAUCCGAGAGGAGACAAAGGUCUAA